Messenger RNA from Scophthalmus maximus (turbot), 4241 nucleotides. RefSeq names its product natural resistance-associated macrophage protein 2. Lineage: Eukaryota; Metazoa; Chordata; Actinopteri; Pleuronectiformes; Scophthalmidae. Gene Ontology annotation, cellular component: plasma membrane. The transcript has 17 exons. Gene Ontology annotation, molecular function: iron ion transmembrane transporter activity; cadmium ion transmembrane transporter activity; manganese ion transmembrane transporter activity. Gene Ontology annotation, biological process: metal ion transport. The record is from RefSeq and is a predicted model, not a curated record. The coding region runs from base 212 to 1900 and encodes 562 amino acids.
CGCUCAUUCAGUCGCUCGGACUCAGGUACGACUUUGCCAGGAUCGAGCGGUAACGUGCUGCUCAGCUCGGCUCACGUUCGCAUACGCGGUUUCAGUUUAAAAGUAGAUUUAACAGUGAAAACACAGUGUGUUUGCCGACUCUCCCACAACGUAAACCAAGGGGGGCUGAUAUCCAUCCCUCAUAUUCCCAGGGAUCUCUCAGCCUGCCCUGAUGAAGGCCGAGCAAGAAGGAGACAUCGUCGAAGAGGACUCCCCUUCGGAUAAUGGAGUCCAGACGAGCCAGUACAACUCCAUCUCGCCUCCGGCCUCACCCGUGGCCGACGAAGAACCCUUCUCCACAUACUUUGAAGACAAGGUGCCGAUUCCAGAGAGUGAAAACCAGAUAUUCAGUUUCCGUAAACUCUGGGCCUUCACUGGACCAGGGUUUUUAAUGAGCAUUGCUUACUUGGAUCCAGGGAACAUCGAGUCUGACCUGCAGUCUGGAGCUAAAGCUGGCUUUAAGCUCCUAUGGGUGCUCCUGUUAGCCACCAUCAUUGGGCUGCUGUUGCAGCGGUUAGCCGCUCGCCUCGGGGUCGUAACAGGGAUGCAUCUGGCUGAAGUCUGCAACCGCCAGUAUCCAACAGUUCCUCGGAUCAUCCUAUGGCUGAUGGUUGAACUGGCAAUUAUUGGCUCAGACAUGCAGGAGGUCAUUGGCUGUGCCAUAGCACUCAACCUCCUCUCUGUGGGCAGGAUCCCACUGUGGGCAGGAGUCCUCAUUACUAUCACAGACACAUUUGUGUUCCUCUUCCUAGACAAAUAUGGCCUGAGGAAACUCGAAGCUUUCUUUGGCUUUCUCAUCACUGUAAUGGCAAUAAGCUUUGGUUACGAGUAUGUGCUGGUAAAGCCAGACCAAGGGGAGCUGCUGAAGGGGAUGUUUUUACCGUACUGUGCCGGGUGUGGACCUGUGCAGCUGGAGCAGGCCGUGGGAAUCGUGGGCGCCGUCAUCAUGCCCCAUAACAUCUACCUGCACUCUGCGCUGGUCAAGUCUCGGGAAAUUGACCGCAGAAAUAAGAAGGAAGUAAAAGAAGCCAACAAGUACUACUUCAUCGAAUCUACUAUCGCUCUGUUCAUCUCUUUUCUCAUCAACGUCUUUGUGGUGGCUGUCUUUGCUCAGGCCUUCUACGCUAAGACCAAUAUACAAGUGAAUGAGCAAUGCAACGCAACCGGGAGUCCUCACACUGAUCUCUUCCCUCUGAACAACGACACACUGGAGGUGGACAUCUACAAAGGGGGAGUGGUCCUGGGCUGCGUCUUUGGCCCAGCAGCUCUGUACAUCUGGGCCGUCGGGAUCCUGGCAGCUGGGCAGAGUUCCACAAUGACAGGCACUUACUCCGGGCAGUUUGUCAUGGAGGGUUUCCUGAACCUACGAUGGUCGCGUUUUGCGCGGGUGCUGCUGACCCGCUCCAUCGCCAUCGUGCCUACUCUGCUGGUGGCCAUUUUUCAGGAUGUCCAGCAUCUGACAGGCAUGAAUGACUUUCUCAACGUGCUUCAGAGCAUGCAGCUUCCAUUUGCUUUGAUCCCAAUCCUAACCUUCACCAGUCUGACAUCCAUAAUGAACGACUUUGCAAAUGGAUGGGUAUGGAAGAUUUCCGGGAGUGUCGUCAUCCUGGUGGUUUGUGCAAUCAACAUGUACUUUGUGGUGGUUUAUGUGACGUCGCUGAACAGUGUGCUGCUCUACGUCCUCGCUUCCCUCCUCUCCAUAGCCUAUCUGUGCUUUGUAGUCUACCUGGCAUGGCACUGUCUGAUUGCCUUGGGGGUUUCCUGCCUGGACUUUAGCAGCAGGGGGCAACUGGGACUGUCCCGUCACACGGACAUUUACUUACUGAACGACAUGGACACGGACUCUGUGGUGGAGAGAUAGGAUGCAGCCUUGUGAGUGGAUGUCGAACUGCGUCGACUGAAGGACACUGAGAGAUUACAUGAGCAUGGUACUACUGGAGCUCUGUCAGUAUACUUGUUGUGCGCCCACAGAUGUCCAAAGUGGUUCACUUCCGUAAUGGGUGUUUUCCAUCGCAGAUGUCUCAGCAGCCACUACUUAAACACAUGCUGCAGGCCUAUUGAUGAGUAAUAUUUAUGCAAAUAUUGAUUAAAUAGCUCUGCUCCAAAAUGACACUUGUCUGAAGAAAACGUGACUGACUGGUAACCCAUAAAAACGUUUUUGAUAAAACAGUUUUGCCUGAAUGUUCAAGAUAAUGGCUUCUCCAAAUGACGGAACCACAACAGGUUAAUAAGCCAAUAGCUUGAGUAAGAGAAAUGUCAGUCAGACACUUCUGUGAUGGAAUGAUCACUUUCCAGUCAGAAAGCACGCAACAUUAAUUGACUGUUCCAAAACGUGGAUUUGUCACAGUUAUAAGUCCAGACACAUAACCAGUUGUUGUCUAAAGAUGCUGUGGACCUCCAGUAUUCGACAAAGACAUUUCACACAGUAAAGGUGCCUGUGUUUCAUUCAUUCUGGUUUACCAGACAUGACAUUAUAACCUCACAUCCCCAAAGAAUGAAAACAAGUAGGUCCAAGUCGAUCUCUGCUGUGAUGUGAAUGCUGGAAGAUUUUUUACACAUGAAAAGAAAAAGUCAAACACCAAAGCUGCAGCAUGUUUAACAGUUUGCAUGCUUUUGGUGGGACCAAGCGUCCGUCCUUAAAUUCUAAUUUAUAUUCAAAUUAAAUCUUUAAUUCAUCUUUGUUAAUAUUAGACUAUUAAAUUAAUUUGAUUAAUAUAAUGAAUAUGAACAUAACACUUCGAAACUAUAUAAGGUAUUUAUACGUGAUAAGUCACACUUUUCCAUGUUUUCAUAAUUGGAGUAGAGUGAUAGUUUUUUCUCUGUGUAUUACAGUAAAGCAAAAAAUAUUUUUGGAUACGUUUUAUUCAAAUACUCAUCUUGGAGAUGUACACCUUUGAAUUUUUAAAAGUCUUUUUAUGAAUUUUCAGAGAUGCCAGAAUAUUCUGACGUGAUAUGUUCUCCCACAGUGUUGCUGGCAGAUAUAUCUAUACCCUGAUUUGAAUUUUCUUUCUUAAUUUUCCUUCACAUUUGCACUUAUGUCAGUUUGUUUUAAGAUUUGUUUAUUUAUGUGUAGUUUAUCAUUUUAUUAAGGGCUCAUUGGACUUUUCACUUGAGCAGGUUGGGCAUUAAAAGCAGCUAGCUCUUUGUUUUAUUUUGUGGGUGGGGGGGGCAGUUUUUAUUGCUGAAGCCAAAAAUGUGUGCAGAAUUGUGGUGUAUGUAUGUGUAUUCUGUUACAUAAAAUACAACAUUUUAAUUUCUCAAAAUUCUGCAUAUGGCGGAAAAAGUUGGCAUUGUGGUGCAAACAGGUGAGGAACAAAAAGUCAAAACUGUACAUAGCUGACACUAGACAAGAAGACAAAAUUAUGUAAAAUAAUAACACCAAGCAAGAGCAGGAUCCAUCAUAAAAACCUCACAGCUAUCAUGGAUAGGGCUGUUUUAUAAAACAAAACCAUUUUCCUUGGACUUCACGUGUGUCCUCUAAUGACUGUCCAGACGUCCACUGUGCCUCCUGUGUUCACCACUGUGCCUCAUGUAUCACAUCUUCAGCACACCUUUCUGUCCAUUGUAAAAUGCACUGCUGAAAUCCAACGUCGCUACAAAUUAAUAUUCAGACUUUUUGUCACCAAAAUGAUAUAUGAUGAAAAAUAAAACCAAAAAGAUAAUGUCACUCAAACAAAUGUAAUGACAAAAGAAAUGGACCAUGGUGUAAGUGAGAGCAUAAACGCUGACAUUUUAAGCUAUAUGAAAGCAUAUUUUUAAAAUUGUGGGGGACCAUUGAUGGGAUCACAGCAGAGAAGCAAUGUUCAGCAAAUGGUUUUGGGUGGACUCUUACAAUAAUCAAUGAACAUAUCUCCCUGCAAGACACACCACAAGUACAAGUGUACAUCAUUUGACAUUCUGACUGUAUUGUAAAGUUGCUUCCAAUAUAAACAAUAAAAACAUGUGAGUUUCAGUUUUUCCAUAUUUUUAGCAUUGUAAAAAAUUGUCAGAGACCAUUUUCUCAUUAUAUGUCCAGACAUUACGCUAGUACUGUACUGUAUUGUAAAUUAUAUUGAAUGUUAUUUCUGAUAUGGUUAAAUUGUACAAUAUGAUACAGUAUUGAGCUUAUGAAAGGUGUUUUUCUGAUUUACUUGUUUUUUUUACUUGUUUGAUUUUUUUUCUCUUGUUGAAUAAAAACGUUUUAAAAAAACAACCUAUAAUUA